UCUUAUGAUCACCUGUGAGGGGCGGGACAUCCGCGUUGGAUGGAUGGAGGAGGGAGGCGCACAACUCUAGAUCUACACCCGCGCGGAGAGGCUCUGCUCUCGGGAUGUGCGUUAUCGCCACAGAGACCCUCGACUGAAAUGGAGAAAUAAAACGCCAUGCAUCCAAAACAAUCGCGGAUACCGACGCUGUCGCCUUAUUCCGGGCAUUAAGAGCCGUAUCGCCGCGUAAUUAGCUGGAGGGAGGAGGAUUAAAGCAAAGGGGGUCGAUCAUGGGGAAUGAAGCGAGCCUGGAAGGUGGCGAAGGGGCGCUCGCUGGAUUACCAGCGGGACUCGCACCUGACGGGAAGGGUGGCUUCAUCCAGAUGUCUACAGGGGUGGAGGCAGACCUCAGUAAUCUGUCAGAGGAGGAAAGAAAGCAGCUUGUGGCCGCUAUGGCCAAAGCGCAGUCCAGGCCACCAGAGGCUCAAGCUGGUGGCACCAGAGUCCCAGCAGGUCUCAGUAAAAGUCGGACUGUAGAUGCAUUUGGAGAGGGGCCGCCUCUCAAGCCAAAACCUGGACGGAGCCCCUCCUCCCUCAGCCUUCUUGAAUCACGUUUCCGGCAGGAGCCCAAAGACCCAGAACAACCACGAGCCGGCAUGUUCUCAUCUGGUUUCUUAAGUGGGGCCAACCCCCUGAGUGCAGUUUCUUCUGCUGUCUACUCUGCCAGCAUCCCAAAAUUUAGUUUGUUUGGUGAUGAUGAGGAAGAGGAGCCUGCAAAGCAAAAAGGAAAACCUCCUGGUCCACAGAGUGGAGCAGGGAAGGGUCCUCUGCAGCAAGGGGGUAAGCCACCACAACAAGGUCCACCUAAAGGACAGGCGCCUGAAGGUAAGCCUGGAGGUCCUGGUCCCCAACAACAAGGACCCAAACCUAGUGGACCAGGACCACAACAAGGACCCAAACCUGGGGUACCAGGAGCUCAACAGCAGGGACCUAAACCUGCAGGACCAGGACCUCAACAGCAAGGACCCAAACCUGGAGGACCAGGCCCCCAGCAACAAGGGCCGGGGAAACCUGGUCCAGGGGUUGCAGGAAAACCCAGUGGACCUCAACAGCAGGGUAAACCUGGGCCAGGGGCUCAGUUGGAAGGGCCUGGUAAAGCUGGGCCUGCUCAAAGGAAAGCAUUGUGUCCACUUUGUAAUUCCACAGAGCUGAAUGUGCAGGCCAAAGACCAGCCACCUAACUACAACACCUGCACUCAGUGCAAACAGCAAGUGUGCAGCCUGUGCGGCUUCAGUCCACCAGACUCAGCGGGUAAGGAAUGGUUGUGUCUGAACUGUCAAAUGCAGCGGGCAGUGGGGGGCAUGGAGCCUCCUGGACCUUCAAUGAUGAAACAGCCCCCCAAGCAGGGUUCUGCACCUCCCUCCCCACAAAGGAAAGAGCCACCGUCUGGGUCUCCCUCUAAGGGUGAGACAGGGAAGAAGCCCCCAAUGUUGACCAAACAACCGAGUAUUGCUGAUACGGGGAAAGGAAGUACACCUCCAACUACACCAAAAUCUGGACCACAACAGGGACCUCAGCCUGCACAACUAGGGGCCAAGCGUGGGCAGCCUCCACCUCUUCAAAAACCUUCACAGAGCCCAAAAGGUAGUCCUCAGCCUUCUCCUGCAAAAACUACUCCAAAACAGGAUGGAGGGGGCUUUUUUGGGGGAUUUGGUCUGGGUGGAUUGGCAGAGGUGACAAAACCCUCUGCAGGUGCCCAGGCUACUGAGUCAGUCACAGGGAAACUCUUUGGUGGUUUUGGUGGGUCGUCCAAACCUCAGGCCAGCUCUGCUGCUCAGGCCAGUGAGUCGGUCACAGGAAAACUCUUCAGUGGGUUCGGUGGGCUCACAGAGUCGGCUAAACCUACGGCAGCAAGUUCUCAGGCUGCCGAGAGUGUGUCUGGAAAGAUGUUUGGUUUUGGCUCUUCCAUCCUGAGCUCUGCCACCAAUCUCAUUUCUGGGGAGGAAUCAAAGUCUCCCCCAAAAUCUCCUCCAGGAUCGCCCCCUGAAUCCCCCGUUGGGUCUGAAGCAGGCUCCCCUCCUGUAUCCCUCCCUGACUCAGGCUCAGAGUCACCUCCCGAUACACCACCUGUUUAUUCCAAAGAAACAGCAUCUUCCAAACCUACAGCUGCUGAAGGAAUAUCAUCAGCGGACAUGCCCCCUCCAAAAUCGACAGAAGUAGAGGGGUCUCCGACUCAAGUUUCAGGCUCUGAGGCCCAGUCCUGCUGUCCACUAUGUAAAGUGAAGCUGAAUGUGGGUUCAGGAGAGUCACCCAAUUAUUGCGCCUGUACAGAGUGCCAGAAGACUGUGUGCAACCUGUGUGGAUUCAACCCCACUCCACAUCUCUCAGAGAAAGAAUGGCUCUGCCUAAACUGCCAGACCCAAAGGGCUCUGUCUGGGCAACUUGGGGAUAUGCCACCUCCACCUUCUCCAUCCAAGUUACCAGCCAAACACGAACCCACCCCUCCAUCCUCCCCAGCCUGUGCUGCAUCCUCCACCCCUUCCUCUCCUGCACCUACUGCCACUGCUAACCUUGCCAAAGGGCUAAAACGGAUGCCCAGCAUAUCUCAGGCCCCAGCUGAAAAGUCUGAGCCAGUCUCAGCCAAAGUUGAUGCUAAAGAUGUAAAAAAUACAGAUGCAGAACAAGGGGUUACAGCAGAGCCAGUACCGAAGAGUACACAGAACAAAGAAGUGGCUGCUGUCCCAGUGAAAGAGAGUGAGCUACUGAGGGAGCCUGGUGAGAAAGAUAAAGAAAGCAGUCCCACGAGCCCUUCAGACUUGGCCAAGUUGGAAAGCACCGUCCUUCCAAUAUUAGAGGCUCAGACAACAUCUAAAGAGGAAUCACAAACUGAAACUCCAAAGGUCAAGCGUCGACUGGAGGUGUUGCCGAUAUCUCCAGAACCCAGCUCAGAGGAUGGCCAACAUGGAGAAAUUCAAAAGCAAAAGAUUGAUGCACCAAGAAAAGAGCGGAAAAAACUUCUGGUUCCAACUGAUAUCCAAGGAGAUUCUUUUGAGGACAGUAGUGAGGGAGAACCUUCACCUAAACUGCAAAAGAAAAAGACUGUUGGAGAUAAGGAAGUAGAAAUGGAGAGUCCUAUGGACGAGGAGGAUUUCAUCCGGAAGCAGAUCAUAGAGAUGAGUGCAGAUGAGGAUGCAUCACCAUCUGAUGAAGAAAACCUUGCCAGACGAAAAAUUAAAGAUCAAGAGAAGUCGCAAAUGAAACAAAAUGCAAAGAAAGAUGAAAAGAACAAAAGUGAGUCAUGCAAAGGGAGACGCCAUCUCAAAAAGAGCAGUAUCAGUCCAGAAGAUGAGCCUGAACGGAAGAGUAUUAUCUCUGUAACUAAAAUUGAAGAACUAGCUAAAGGGGAACAACCUUCAGUAGACAAUGGAGCUGGCAUACGACAUUUCAAAACAAUUGAACUCAACAGUACAGCAACUGUACGUCAGACAUCAGAUGAUGGUGAGCUAGAGAGCCUUACAGACUCUCCUGAUGACAGGUCAAGAGGUGAAGGCUCUUCCAGUUUACUUGCAUCCAGUUUUACCCCAGGAACAUCUCCAACAUCUUUGUCUUCUCUUGAUGAAGACAGUGACAGCAGCAGCCCAAGUCAUGUUCGGUCUAGUGGUGAGGGCAAACAGCAGAGGAAAGCAAAGCACCGGCAGCCAGGUCAGAUGCUUCCUACUAUUGAGGAUUCAUCAGAGGAAGAGGAGCUGCGAGAAGAAGAAGAGCUUCUGAGAGAACAGGAGAAGCAGAAGGGCACAGGAAAAAAGUCAAAGAAAGACAAAGAAGAGAUACGGGCACAGAGAAGGAGAGAAAGGCCCAAAACUCCACCAAGCAACCUCUCACCAAUUGAGGAUGCAUCUCCCACGGAAGAGCUACGACAGGAAGCAGAGAUGGAGGAAUUCCGCAGGUCUUCCUGCUCAGACCUCUCCCUAAGCAUGGAGUCAGAACCAGAGAGCUUUGAGAUUCUUCCUGAGAAGAUUGUUGCUGUCCAAAAAGUUUAUCAUUUACCAACUUCAGUCUCACUGUACUCUCCAACGGAUGAGCAACACAUUGAUAGUCAGUCCAAAGAAAAAAGAAAGCAUACAUUAAGAAGUGCGGAUGAGGCAUAUGAAGAGAUUAUACUCAAGGUUAAAUCUCCAACUAAUGAUGGAAAGGAACAUCCACCUGGUAAAGAAUCGCUUUAUGGGGGCAUGCUGAUAGAAGAUUAUGCAUAUGAGUCUCUUGUUGAUGAUGCAUCCCAUGAGCAGGAACCAGAUAAACCUUUUGUGUCAGAGAAACCCAAAAAAACCCUGAGAUCACCUGAUGAGGUUUAUGAGGACAUGAUGCAAAGAAAGAAAGAGAUGAUGCUUAAUGAACAGGAGAUAACACAUAGUAAGCCAGUACAAGAUGUUCCUAAAGCAGAAACUGUGUUUCCUGAUACUGACUCAAACAAAGAGCAAAGCACUAUGUCAUCAAGCAUCACAGGUCAGUCCGGAAAGAAUGGAAAACCAUUAUUAGAUGCAGAAACUGCCUAUGAAGAACUUAUGAAGAAGCAAAGAGCAGUACUAACUCCAGGAACCAGUCCAACUCAAGCAGGCCCUGAUCUGAAUGGCAUGGCACAAGGGACAGCAAUAGCUCAAGUUGAAAAAACCGAGCCAGCUCCCCUACGAAGAAUACUGCCUAUACCUGAUCUGAGAGUGACACAGUGCUCAUCAGGUGAAGAGGAAUCUGGUGACGAGAGCAUUGCUGAUCAAGCUCAGGACUCUAAGAAAGCUACGGUUUCAGUUACAAAGACUGAACCAGAACCACUUGUGAAUGAGGCUUUCCAUACAACAUCAGCCUCAGAGCCAGUCGUAGGUGAUUUGUCACUACAAAGAGAAGUAACAUUGCCUGCAGUAUCAACUGAUUCACAGGAUGCCACAGAGAAAGAUGCAGGAAUUGAGCAGACAGGUGUUGUUGACUUGUCCAAGUCAUGUGCCUCUAGUCAAAUUGACUCUUUUACAGCACCAGUUCCUAGUGUAAUUUCAAGACCAUCGGCCCCAGUAGUUGUAAGUGUAUCACCUUUGCCCAUAGUACCACAUUAUAUAGUAUCCACUAUACCUAGUGUUGUAUCAACUGCUCCACCAGUUCCUCCCAAACCAGUAGUACUACGCAGAGCUGCAUCUCUGGAAAAAGCAGACAUUCCAGUUCCUCCACCCUUACCCCCUCUAACACUACCCAAACCCUCUAUGUAUCCUAAAAAGACUCCACCACAGGUCCCCCCAAGAAGUACUCCAGUUGGCAUGUCAACCACAGGGGACAGUGUACCAGUAAGACAGCCUCUCUCUCCAGGCUAUAAGCCCCAUGUUCCUCCUCCUGUACCACCUAAGCCAUCCUCUAUCCCUGCAGGCCUAACCUUCAGUCACAAACCUGGGGAGACUGUUAAACCACCCAUAGCUCCCAAACCCAUAGCUGGUGCUCAGCCACCCUUUACUGCCCACACACCUGCAAGACCUUCCAUACUGAGUACAAGCAGUGCAGAUAGUGUCCUUAAUCUAAGUCCUUCUGCCGAAAGUAAGACCACAUCUCCUCUCAAGUCCCCUACAUCCCCCAGGUUUGGCAAGGUUUUACGUGACACAUAUGUUGUUAUUACUUUGCCAUCUCACCCCGGUUCACCUACAGAAGGUAUCACAACCCAAGCCUCAAUAAGUCCUAGCCAAGAAUCACUUCAGAAACCACCUCCACAUUCACAAACAACUAGAGUACCGUUGGCAUUCAAUCAAAUUACUGAAUCUAUUGAAAGUCAAGAAAUAUGUGGUCCAGAGAAGGUAGUUUCUAGCAUGAGUCAUGUCUACGAGGCUAUUUCAGCCUCAACGCAGCCUCAGUCAAUUAUUCCAAAUGUUGGUGUUCAGGUAGUUACCACUGAAGUCCAAAGAACCACAGUGUCAGUUGUGCAUGAAAGAACACCUCCUCCACAUCCCAUUCCAAGAGCCACUGGCAUCUCUGUUGAUCAAGUAAAUAUAAAACCUGAACCAGUUCAAGUGCAGAAUGGUCAUGCCUACCAUCCUGGUGAGGUGGUGGAUCUCCGAACCCCAAAGAUAGAUGCAGAGACAUCCAUGAAAGGAGUGGAUCUGUCUUCCUCUGAGUCAAGACGACAGUCCCUUGCUAUUGAUAGUGGUGGACAUCAGCAAAGUGCUGUGCAGUCAUCUGUAGUGAACCUAAGCACUGAUACUUCCUCAGUAUCAGUGGUUACUGACAACAUCACCAUCCUCACAUGCACAGCCACUGUAGCUUAUGGUAGUGAUGCAUCUCUGUCUACAUCAAUGCCUCUCCAACUUACAACAGCUAAAUCCUUUGAGCCUGUGUCUCAAAUUAUUUACAAGCCUGUGGAUUCUCAACCAGAGAAACCCAUAAAUCUCUCUACAACAAUGGGUAAAACUGUUCCUGUAACAAUGGCUCCUACGAUUGCAAGCAAUGGCAUUGGUGCAACUAUACCCCCUCGUCUAGAAACGGGCUUAUCUGGUGCAGUUGACCUCACCACAGUAAAACCUGCACAGACUGUGGUUGCAAUGAAUGGGUCCACUGCAGAGGUGGUUACUGCUGUAAUUACAGAGGAUGAUGGAAAACCAGUAGAUCUUACUGCCGGAAGAAGAGCAGUCUGCUGUGAUGUAGUCUACAAUCUUCCUUUUGCAAGCAGCUGUACAACUCAGCAGCCCUCAGCUCCAUUACCAGAGGAUCGCUUUGGCUACAGAGAUGACCAUUAUCAAUACGAUCGUACUCCUUAUGGUAUGAGAGGUCUUGGUGGCAUUAAACCCUCGAUGUCGGACACAAACUUGGCAGAGGCUAGUCUCUUCCUAUAUAAAAGUAAGCAUAGUUAUGAUUACAAGGAGGCCACUGAAGGUGCUGUAGACCUGACAUCUGGAAAAAUCUCGGUGGCAGGUAAAGCUGUAAACUAUUCGAACAAGUCUACAGGAGUGUGCACUGUAAUGACAGUUCCACAGUACACUCAAGGCAGGAUUACUUCAGAAGUUGGAACCCACUAUGGUGUUUCUAGUGUCCUAAGAUCUUCCAAUGGUAUUGUUUAUUCUUCUGUAGCAGCACCAGUUCCUUCUACGUAUGCCAUAACCACCCAGCCUGGCUCUAUCUUCAGCACAUCCUACAAUACUAUAUCAGGCAUGCACACAAGUGAUACUAUGCCAUCACUGUCAACUCUACAGAAUCAAACUCUCACUAGAUCGCACAGCUUUCUUUCAGCAAUUGCUGUAACCACUGCAGAAGAACAAAGUGACUUACCAUUAAAUCUGGAGACUGUUGUUUCAAAGGCUGGCCUUUCCACAGCUCUCUCAGAUGUAGUUGCUACAGUCACCACAGUGGCAGCAAUGGAUACCUACACAAAUGCUUCACUUGAGGCAAUUGCAGCCUCUUUAGAAGCUCUAUCUUCACCCUUGGUUCCAGGAGAUGGACAGUACCAGAUGGAGCGUGAGCUUCUUGAGCUAGAGAAGAUGAAGCAGCAUCGCUUGGCUGAAGAACUUGAGUGGGAGAGACAGGAGAUACAGCGGUUCCGUGAACAAGAACAGUUUUAUGUGCAGAAGGAGCUGGAAGAACUUCAGGCCAUGAAACAGCAAAUACUAUGUCAGCAAGAAGAGGAGAGACAGGCCCACCUUUUGAUGCAAAAGGAAACUUAUGCUCAGCAACAGGAGCAGUUAGAGCAGAUCCAGAGACUCCAAGAACAGCUCAGACAGCAGUUGGAGGAGCAGAAGUUCAGGCAGAUGUAUCCAGGUGAAGUCCUGCCAGAGGCUCUUGUUGUGGCGGGAGAACGAAAAAUGGACAGUGGCUGCCAGACUGAUGAGGAGGAUAAUACUGAAAAGGCCUACACUGUAGGAAGGAAAAAGAAAAGUACAAAGAAAAGUGUUGAUAGCUGUGUACAGACAGAUGAUGAAGACCAAGAUGAAUGGGAAGUUCCUGCUCGAGGCAGGCGCAGUAGACCACGUGGUGGUAAAAAUGGCAUGGGUGAAAGAGGAGCUGUUUCAGUUCAGGCCCUAACUGAAAUCUCUGUACAAACAGACUCCUCAGGAACACUUAGGGGGCACUCUGUGCAGGUAGAUACUAGAGUAGAUUAUCCUGACUCUGAUAGAACGUCCUCUCCAAAGAGACGUCCCACUCCACUUGAUAUAGGUCAGUCUCCUCACCUCAAAGCAGAUGCCUCUACACUUCAGGUUGUCCAAGGUCCUCCCAAAUCCCCAAAAGUACUGUACUCUCCAAUCUCCCCUUGUGUAUCCCCUAGCAAAUCCCUUGAGUAUUUGUCCUAUGAGAAAUCCCUUGGAGACACAAGCCCACAGAGAAUACACUCUGCCACAGAUUUAUCCAAAGGUCCACCAAGUCCUAGGGCUCCCAACGUCAUACAAAGGUCAAUGUCUGACCCCAAACCCAUGAGCCCAACUGCAGAAGAAAAGGCAGCAGCAAAUGUCCAGUAUUCUGAGGGUUACUCUGGAAAGGAAUCUCCAAGUGCAACUCCAUCUGGCACCCAAAAGAAAGUUAAGAGAACCCUUCCUAACCCACCUUCAGAGGAAGAAGCUGUUAACGCUGGUCAAACAGCCUACAGCACUGGCUCAGCUCGUCGCCGUCUCUGCCGGAGCACUAACAUGGCACGGGCAAAAAUCCUGCAGGACAUUGACCGUGAACUAGACCUGGUUGAAAGGGAAUCCUCAAAACUGCGUAAAAAGCAAGCUGAACUGGAUGAGGAAGAAAAGGAGAUUGAUGCCAAGCUGCGUUACCUGGAGAUGGGCAUUAACCGAAGAAAGGAGGCAUUGCUCAAAGAAAGGGAGAAGAGGGAAAGGGCCUAUCUGCAGAGUGUUGCAGAGGACCGUGACUACAUGUCUGACAGUGAGGUGAGUAACAUUCGUGAAACAAGAGUUGGAGAGGAGGUCAGUGGACAUGGGCUUGAGAGACCACGUACUGCACCACAGUCAGAACUUGAUGAAUUUGUUCCUCCACAGACCAAGCAUGACCAGUAUAGAAAAUAUUCCCAGUACCAAUACCCACAGUACCAGCAGUCCCUGUACCAGCCUCAGUCGCCAUACCAAUCCCAGUCCAUCUACUCUUCAGUUCCUUCUCUGACUGCCUCACAGCAACAGAGCUACCACCAAAUGCUCUUGCUUCAGCAGAAAGCCAGACAACAAGCUGCUCUCCUCUCUGAAUUAGAUUCUACCAAAAUUGCCACCAACUAUGACACAUCAUCUUACUUGGGAGGAAAAUAUAGUAACCACCUUGACUUGCAUAGCCUAGAAGAGCGUGCUGGAAGCAUGGCAGUCAGUCCUAUGUCAAAUGUAUCUGCUGACUCCUUCUAUGCGGACUUAGACCAACAUCAAACACCAAGGAGCUAUAUGAUUUUAGAAGAUGCAGCAGAACUGGCAAAAAGCACUGGUAGCCUUUCAUCUGCCAGCUAUGGCAUUGCUGAGAGGGAGCUAGCCAAAGCAGAGCGUCUUCUGAGACACACUGCUGCAGAUGUUGGUACAGACUACCUGGGCAGCUCCUCCAGACUUCACUCCUAUGGUAAGGCUCAAGAUGAAGAGGACCCAAUGGAAGAGCCAUUUGAACUAAAGCUUUUAAAACAACAACUGAAACAGGAGUUCCGGAGAAGCACAGGGGGCACUGAAAGCUUAGAGCAGCUUGCUGGACUCUCACAUCACUAUACCCCCAGCACUGGAGUGUCUAGUGGAGGCUACAGGGCCUUCCCCAAAACUGAAAAGUACAGCAUCAGUAGACUGACCUUAGAGAAACAGGCUGCCAAGCAACUUCCAACAUCUAUGCUCUACCAGAAACACAAAAACACCAGCAACAUAGGCAAGUACUCCUCCAUCCAGGAUAGCACGGCUCUAGAAACAGACUAUAGUAGUUACUUGGGGUCCAGUAGUGCUUCUCCCAGAUCAAGCAGACUUCUGCAGGAUGAAAUCACCUUUGGGUUACGCAAGAACAUUGCCGAACAGCAGAAAUACCUGGGCUCCACUCUUGGGGCCAAUCUGGCAGGUUCACUCAAUCUGGGCCAAAGCUUAAAUCUGAGCCCAGGCAUGAGGUCCUCUUUGGGAGAAGACUCUGCUUACCCUAGUGGAAGUAGGUCACGGCCUUCUUCUAGACCCUCCUCUGUGUAUGGCCUUGACCUGUCCAUUAAAAGAGAUACCUCAAGUUCAUCUCUGAGGCUCAAAGCAGAAGGUGACCCCUCCUCAGACACCUCAGCUUUCCAGGCUCCAUCAGGCAGGUCAAAACCUACAAGCCUGCCCAUUGUACAAGGUGGGCGUGGACGUAUUCCUAUUGUGGCACAGAAUUCAGAGGAAGAGAGCCCACUGAGUCCAGUGGGUCAGCCAAUGGGUAUGGCACGGGCAUCGGCAGGUCCGCUCCCACCCAUAUCUGCCGACUCCCGUGAUCAGUUUGGGUCAUGUCUGUCCCUCCAAGACCCUCAACAGCAGCAUCUUAGAGAAGAUCCUUCAAGAGGGCGUGGCUAUGUGAUAAUGGAUGAUCUGCAGGGCACCAUGUCUGAUAGUGAAGCACUAAGUGAAUCCCUGGUGGGUUUGAGCAGAGACGAUCCAGGAAACUCACAUGAGAAUGUCACAAACGCUUACCACCUGCGACGGGAGGAAACUGACUGGUUUGAUAAACCACGAGAUGUACGCACAGAGAACGGACAAGGGGAUAGAAGACAGGGAAAGUCAGCACACUACCCGUUUCCUCAUGCCAGAAUUAAACUACAGAGGGAUCCCAAAGAUCGUAGUGUAUCAGGAAACGGACUGGGCAUCCGUGUGGUUGGAGGAAAAGAGGUCCCGGGCAGCAAUGGGGACAUUGGUGCGUAUGUUGCCAAAGUAUUACCUGGAGGAGCUGCGGAACAGACGGGGAAGAUUGUGGAAGGAAUGCAAGUUCUGGAGUGGAACAGCAUUUCCUUGACUAGUAAGACGUACGAGGAGGUGCAGGGUCUGGUUGGUCACCAGUUUGGAGAGGCAGAGAUAUGUCUCAGACUUGACCUAAAUAUGCUGUCUGAUUCUGAAAGUUCCCACCUAGACCUUCAAGACCAGGCCAAAGGAGACAGACCUCCGCGGUCACCAGGUGUGGACCCUAAGCAGCUGGCUGCCGAGCUGCAGAAAGUGUCCCAGCAGCAGGUGCCGUCCUCCUCUGCAUCAGCACUGGAUAAAGCCUCAGCGUCCACUGGCUCCAGUGCAGUUCCUAGCCCUGGCCAGCCUGGUUCACCCUCUAUCAGCAAGAAACGUCACAGCAAGACCUCUGAGGCUGCAAAAACUCAGUCCCACCCAGUGUCAGGAGAGAUCCAGCUUCAAAUAAAUUACGACAAACAGCUGGGAAAUCUCAUCGUCCAUGUUCUUCAAGCACGAAAUCUGGCACCCCGGGACAAUAAUGGCUACUCAGAUCCGUUCGUUAAAGUUUACUUGCUGCCGGGUAGAGGUCAGGUCAUGGUUGUGCAGAAUGCCAGUGCUGAAAACAAAAGAAGGUCCAAACAUGUUCAGAAGAGCCUGAACCCAGAGUGGAACCAGACUGUCAUCUACAAAAAUAUCCACCUGGAACAGCUAAGAAAGAAGACACUGGAGGUCAGCGUGUGGGACUACGACAAGAGCUCUGCCAAUGACUUCUUGGGAGAGGUACUAAUUGACCUGUCCAACACUGCCCAACUGGACAACGUCCCACGCUGGCUGCCUCUGAAGGAGCAGAGCGAGGGCGAGCAUCACCGGCGUUCUCACUCGGGACAGGGCCGCCAGCACUCGCCCAAACCCCCCGUAGGACACGGGGGCCAGCAUUCCCCAAAAACCUCCGGUCACAGCAAGGAGGACUCGCCCAAAUCCUCGGUCAUCAAGAGCCGUAGUCACGGAAUCUUCCCUGACCCUGCCAAGGACACGCAGGUCCCUACAAUUGAGAAAUCUCACAGUAGCCCCAGCACGUCGAAGCCAUCCCUCUCCGAGGGCCAAGCUGGCCCCCACGGAGGCCCCCGUGCUCAUGGCAAAAGUGGCACGGCCCGGGCACACCUUGACGAUGCCGCGGCAACGGCCGAAGCUGUCGGCCAGCAGCCCCAUCUCCAACCAACCCAAAAUGGCUGCCUCGACCCGAGGCACCACAGGCACAGCGUAGUUGGUGUGCUCACCAUUCAGAGAGCCCCGUCCGAGUCGCCGGCCAAUGAGAUCCCUGACAGCCGUCACCUGACCCUCAGGAAAGCCAUGUCUGAAGAGAGGCCGCAGCCGGACGGAGUGUCCCGCAGCCAUAGAUCUGGUGAUGCUCCUGUUACUGCAGCCUCAUUGGACAGCGGUCUGAGUGGCAGUGCCUUUAGCCUGUUGGAUGAAGAGGGCGGGACCAAUGCAGUAGAUGGUGCUGUCUUCCAGGUCCCCAGAUUUGGAAAGAUUCCAAACGGCACAGAAGCUGUGAAAUCCGCUCAUGGCGAUACAGAGGGUAAGACUCAGGUGAUGGGGGAGAUAAAGAUUGCCCUGAAGAAAGAGAUGAAGACAGAGGGAGAACACCUGGUGCUUGAGAUCCUACAGUGCAGAAACAUCACCUACAAAUUCAAGUCUCCAGACCACCUCCCGGACCUGUAUGUGAAGCUCUAUGUGGUGAAUGUGGCCACUCAGAAAAGAAUCAUCAAGAAGAAAACCAGAGUGUGUCGUCAUGAUCGUGAACCGUCUUUCAACGAAACUUUUCGCUUCUGCAUGAACCCUACAGGUCAUUCCAUUCAGCUCUUUCUUGUUUCAAAUGGAGGCAAGUUCGUAAAGAAGACCCUAAUCGGUGAAGCCUAUGUGUGGCUGGAUAAGGUAGACCUGCGGAAACGGGUGGUGAGCUGGCACAAGCUGCUGGCCAGCACAGCUCAGAUCCACUCCUAAAGACGGCGGUCAGAUGAGGCGCGAGGACAGACCAGGCAGUGGAGUCUCACAUCUCUGCCGCACUCUUUGGGACUAAACUGAGGGCCGAUACAGGGAGCUUCCCUAUUGCACUGGCAUGUAUGAUUGUGUUAAUCCAAGCCAUGGAGAAACAGGUGUAUAAUGGUGUUUACAGAAAGGAUCUGACCCUUAGUGACAAGAUGCAGAUCUUUACGUUGGGAAAAGCUAAAAAAAUUGAGCUGGAGAUUCACACAGUGUGUUCAUACCUAUAUGUGUACAUGCACUUUCACAAUCACUCACACUUAUCCACACAUAUUUAUACAGAUGUAUGUAUAAUAAUAUGUGUACAUUGGGCCACAACCGACAGUUAGAUGAUAGAGUGAAAGUAUAUUUAUUUCAAAGUAAUUUUUCCCGUUUGUGCAUUAUUCAUAUGAGAACUAUUAUUUACAGAUAGAGACGGAUAUCAUAUACAUUAUUUUUGUAUGAUAGAGACAAAUUCAGUUUUAGAUAUUUAUCGUUAUUUUACAUUCCCUCUCAGAUGUUAUUAUGUGUUGAAAGACCUGAUAUUUAAAGCAUAUUAUCAAUGGAUUAGAAGAAUAUUUUAUGGUAUAUUAUAGACAGAUUUAAAUGAAUGAAAUAUGAUUUAUUGGGUGUUGUGAUGACUCUUUGUGUCAGUAUGGUUAUUUCCACUCACAGAAGUAAUACUUUCAUCUUUCGCUGUGUGAUACUGAAUUCAUCAAAGUCAGAGAAACAGUUUCAAAGCUCUAGGAAUCAAGAAGCAGAUAAUUACAAUGAAUUUAAAUGUUUAAGAAAACUGCCGGUCUUAUAUGACUCACACAGAAAUGAAUGGGAAAUUGAAUAGAAAGUGUUCGCUGAUUAUGAUUUGCUAUCUCAUUUGAUGUAUGUGACGGUCGAAAUAUCUCCAAUUUUCAGCAGCAUCAGUUGUCAAAUCCAGCACUGUUAUAUAAUUUGCACUUUGUGUCUAGCAUUUUACGAAUGUAGGUUGGUAGCUUUUUCUGAGUUUUCCUCAGAACAUCAAAAACAUCCUGCCAUUUAAAAGAGUCAAACACUGUCAAUCCCCUACAUACUCAUAUGCAUCUAUCUCUCUUAAAUACUCAAGGAUUAGAUUGAAUGGGUCAGUGUAGUGUCUGUCCGCAUCAUAUUGCUGAUACAAUGUUGAUAUUAUGUUUUAUUUAAAAAAAUAAAAAAUAAAAAAACUCCUAAACACUCAGGUUUCGAUGAAAAAGACUUGCUUA
Molecule: messenger RNA, 14092 nt
Organism: Sinocyclocheilus rhinocerous
Lineage: Eukaryota; Metazoa; Chordata; Actinopteri; Cypriniformes; Cyprinidae
Gene: pcloa
Product: piccolo presynaptic cytomatrix protein a
Exons: 27
Coding region: 270-12839 (4189 amino acids)
Biological process (GO): protein localization to synapse; presynaptic active zone assembly
Cellular component (GO): glutamatergic synapse; GABA-ergic synapse; cytoskeleton of presynaptic active zone
Molecular function (GO): structural constituent of presynaptic active zone; metal ion binding; protein binding
Source: RefSeq, a predicted model, not a curated record